This is a messenger RNA of Pocillopora meandrina, 429 nucleotides long. NCBI's taxonomy places the organism in Eukaryota, Metazoa, Cnidaria, Anthozoa, Scleractinia, Pocilloporidae. The record is from the annotation of a GenBank genome assembly.
AUGUGUUCGUCUCCCAAGUACAUAGUAUUUGAGGAAGAACUGCUUAAUUUAUUUGGCCGCUGUCUUGAAUGUGGUGACGAGGUCCUGGAAAAGGAGCUAUUGGAAAAGGGAGGUGCACUUAAAGUAACGACACUUUGUAAAAACUCCCAUUCGAAGGAGUGGGUUUCCCAGCCACUUGUUAACAGGGCGGCCGCGGGAAACGUAUUGCUUUCAGGUGCUAUACUUUUUACAGGAAAUACGUUUUCGCGUGUUUCAGAAGUUGCCUCCGCAAUAAAUCUUGCCUUUCUGAGCAAAUCGGAUUAUCACAACUGGCAGAAGAAGUACCUUUUCCCGGUUAUAAAUGAUCGUUGGCAGCAGGAAAAGGCGGCAGUCCUCACCGAUCUCUUAGACAGGAAACUCAGUCACUCUCCUCGGGGAUGGACGUUGUGA